AUGGCAGCUAUUGUUGGUCUUGGGGAUGUCACUGCCAAGGCUGAGAUGGUUGAGACUGAACCUAAAAUAGACAAGGUAAAUGGCACUGAAUCCAUCUCCUCCAACGGUGAGUCCAUCGUGAAGGAUAACGGCAAGUGUGAGAAUGGCGAGAAGGCUGUUGAAGAGCCCAACAGUUUGGGUUGUGUUGGUCUGAGGAAGAAAUCCAUGCUUGGCAUGGGCAUCAAGAAUUAUGGAUUCGGGAUUUAUGCAGACAAUGAGAAGCUGAGAGAACUUCUCAAGUUGAAAAUUGGGAAGGCCCCAGCAAAACCCACAAAGGAAAUGUAUCAGUUGGUGAUUGACAGUGAUGCUGAGAUGAUGGUCAGGUUAGUGAUCGUAUUUUCCAGCCUCACCAUGAACAUGGUAAGAAAGAAUUUUGAUGAAGGUCUAGGAGCAUCAAUCAAGAAACUUACUGGUGGCAAGAAGAACGAGGCACUCGCAAAUAAGGUAAUGGGACAAGCAUCAGAUGACAUUAAGCUAACCUCCAGGUCUGUGAUUGAGAUUUCUCGGCUUCUGGGAAACAUUCUCCAAACCAAAGGUGAUAAUUCAAAGACACUGAUAUGUAUUAAAAUUGUUAUCUACACACUUGAGAUGAACACAACGUUAACAAAAAGCUGCGUGCUUUUGGGUGCAGUGAUUGGUGAGGUGGUCAGCAAGGUUGAGAGUGAACUCUUGUGCAGGGCCUAUGUGAACAUGUAUCUGGGAGACGAUCCCUUGGACAAGGAUACCAAGGAGAAGUUCGGAAUGUCCCUGCCUUCACUCUUCUAA
Prunus armeniaca (apricot) is the source of this 804-nucleotide messenger RNA. Lineage: Eukaryota; Viridiplantae; Streptophyta; Magnoliopsida; Rosales; Rosaceae. The record is from the annotation of a GenBank genome assembly.